Lagenorhynchus albirostris (white-beaked dolphin) is the source of this 7855-nucleotide messenger RNA. RefSeq names its product SWT1 RNA endoribonuclease homolog (gene SWT1). The transcript is spliced from 20 exons. Lineage: Eukaryota; Metazoa; Chordata; Mammalia; Artiodactyla; Delphinidae. The coding region runs from base 306 to 3023 and encodes 905 amino acids. The record is from RefSeq and is a predicted model, not a curated record. Gene Ontology annotation, cellular component: nucleus.
GGCUAGGGUGAGGUCUGUUAGUACGCGAGCCCGUGGGCCUAGGCGGUUUACAGGACGCUGACAGGCUCGCCUGUCAGUCGGGUGUCUGCUCCUUAUUUCGCACCUUCACGCACACCGUGACCCGAACACUCUUUUCCUUUUGUUUUUAUUUUUGCCCUAACCCACGUAUUCCCAGUAUCAGCGCUGCGCCGUGGCUGCGUAUGCAAGUGAGUUCCCCGGCCCCCGUACUUCUCUUGCCUUUACUCUCUGAGACAUCCUGAAGAAGAUAUCUUCAGAGUUUGGAAGAAUCAUAUUAACUUUUCAAAAUGUCCAGCAAAGAAUCUUACGGAAAAAAAGAGAAAUCUCUGAGAAAAGGCACUGCCCCAUCACCCAAUGUUGAUGAAGAAGAUAAGAAAGAGAAAAAAACCUCAGCAAAUUCUACUAGUUCACCUUGUUCUGUAAUAUCAGUUUCAACAGAGAAGAGAAAACUGAAAUCAGAUGAUACAGAUAUUCUGUACUGUAAUAUAAAAAGAAGACAAGAACUGAAAAGACUGAAUGUAGAAACUGACACUCCAAGAAAGAGACCAAAAAUUAGUUCUUCAUCCCAAGGACUUGUUAAACUCCAAGAAACAUCAUACUCAAAUGAUAAUCAAAUUACUUCUCAGAGUCCUUCUUCAAAUGGAACUAAAAAUGGUAUAAGUAAAUGUGUAGAUUUUAAAGUUAAAGAUAUUAAAUUGACAAAUGUUAAGAGUGAGCUGGACCAUGGAAUUAAAAACUUUAGCAGUCCUAAGAUUGCCAAAGAUGUGAGACCUAAAGCUGAAGGCCAGGCAAGUGAAAAAAAAUGGCCUCAUCUACUUGCUCAGAGGAAGAAGAUGAAGGAACUCAAGAAAGAAAGGUACAAUAAAUUUAGAGACAGUUCUGAAAAAUAUGUUUUGGAGAAAUGCAAGAGAAUCCAAUUUUCUCAGGAUUAUAAGUCCAACAAGAUAAUUAAGGAACCCCUCGAAUCUAGAAGAAGAAUGAUCAAUUUCAAAAUCCUAGGAGACUCCUGUGAAACCCUUCAGAAGCUUGUAGAAGAAGAUGUCUUCAGUUUAGAUUCUAACACGUUAAAGACCAAGCAGGAGAAAAAAGAAUGCCUGGAAGGCUCCCAGUUUUCGUUAAAUUUGACAAGGCACAAAAGUGAACAUUUAUUUUCAGAUUCCACGUAUAAGCAGACUGUUCGUGAGUGGGAAGGAAAAUAUCAUAAGCAUCAAAGAAGUAAUGAUUCAAGUUCUAGUGAAAACCUAACCAAGAGUUUUGAAGCACCGUGUUCUUCAGUGUCACUUGAAAGUAUUCAAGAUACAGAUCAAGAGAUGCAGAUUGUAGAAGAGCUUCAUGCUGCACGUGUGGGAAAAAGUGUGGAUUUAACUGUGGUUCCACCUUCUGGAGAGUUAACAAGUAUGGAGAUUGACUUGGUGGAAGAUGAUGUACAUUCCUCUUCUGCAAAUACUGCUUCAGACAAAAAGCUUUUAAUUGUUGUUGACACAAAUAUACUGAUGAAUCAUCUCAAAUUUGUUAGAAUUUUGAAGACAACAGAGAUCUCAGGCUUUGACAGGCUUGUGUUAAUAAUUCCCUGGGUUGUUGUGCAAGAGCUGGAUCGUAUGAAGGCAGGAAAAUUACUGAAACGUGCCCAGCACAAAGCUAUACCUGCCGUUCAUUUCAUCAAUGAUAGUCUCAAAAAUCAAGAUAGAAAGCUAUGGGGUCAGUCAAUACAACUUGCAUCUCAAAAACUUUAUGGAUUGAGCGAUGAGAACAAUGAUGACCGUGUAUUAAAAUGCUGUCUUCAGUACCAAGAAUUAUUCCCUUGUUCUCUUGUUAUUUUGUGCACGGAUGAUAGAAAUUUAAGAAACAAAGGCCUAAUAAGUGGUGUGAAGUCACUCAGUAAAGAAGAAUUGAGUGCAGAAUUAUUAAACUUAUCUCUGAACACAGUUGUAUGUCAUCAGCCUUGUAUAUCUAAACAACAAUUGAAAGCAGAAGCAACACCUUUAGAGAAGAGCUGUGAGGAGGAAUCUACAAACUCUGGACUGUGCAUUCCACUUGAAAGCAUUGUAUCUGAUCUUGAAAAAUCUCUUGGAACAGCUUUAUCUUCAAUAUUAGAAACAGAAAUGAAAAUUGCUUUUGGAAACCUUUGGAUGGAGGUGCUGUACUUGAAACCACCAUGGACUCUAAUACAUUUAUUACAGUGCUUUAGAAAACAUUGGUUGGCUGUAUUUGGAUUAGUUGUGGAAAAGAACUUGCUUUUAACUGUUGAGAGCCUAUAUGAAAAUCUCUCUAAAGCUAACAAUGCAGUGGAUUUUACAACAGUGAAAUUGCUGCUUCAGGAUUCUAAAAGUUUGCUACAUGCUUUCAGUACAAGGUCAAAUUAUGAUGGUAUUCUUCCACAGGCCUUUGCUCAAGUAAACAAACUACUCCAAACAUUUAUAGAGGUCAAGGCAAAACUUAAGCAAAAUCCUUCAAAAAAUACAGCGGGUAAAAGGCAAGAAGAUAAUUCUUUGAUGAAAUCUAAUAACCAAGAAAUCACCAUUUCCUCAGGUUCUCAUCUUCCCCAACCCAACAGGCAUCAAGAGAUCUGGUCUAUCCUAGAGAAUGUUUGGAUUACAAUAUAUCAAAACAGCAUGGAUGUGUUUCAAAGAUUGGGCUCAAAUUCAGCUCUGAUGUCUUCAAAAAUAGCAUCAUUUGAAGAAGCAUUUGUAUAUCUUCAAAAGUUAAUGGAAGCUGUUAAGGUUAUUCUUGAAGGAAUUCAGAGGAUUUUGGCACCCAGUAGUAAUUAUCAAGAUGUUGAGACCCUCUAUAACUUCCUAAUCAAGUAUGAGGUAAAUAAAAAUGUCAAAUUUACUGCCCAGGAACUUUAUGAUUGUGUUUCACAGGCUGAGUAUCGGGAAAAGUUAACCAUCGGAUGCCGCCAGCUGGUUGAGAUGGAACACACCAUGCAACAGUGCAAUGCCUCCGUCUAUAUGGAGGCCAAAAACAGGGGAUGGUGUGAAGACAUGCUCAACUAUAGAACCUAAGUGCUGAUUUUGUAACUUAGAAGGAAUGCAUCUGUCUUCAGGAACAACAGAGUAGCUUUCAACCUUUUGUGCCAAACCCGGGAGACUUGCAAGAAAUGUCUUAAGAAAUGUCUCAAAUGUCAAUGUCUCAUAAGUACAAAAAGAUGAUUGCCUAUUACUGACAACCUCAUUGAGGUUCUGAUGUGUCCAUUGUGGGAUAAACUGUGAACUCAACUUGUCUGAAGUUGACUUUACCUCCCUACCUCUACUCCUAAUACUGAGCCAGUGUGUCUAAGGAAAGGAGAGCCAUCUUUUUGGUCAUCUUAGGGCAAGAGCCACUGCGGCAUCUGAGGAAGGCCCAGGACACAGUAUUAGCAUCUCUCUCAACAAUAAAUUUGGGUAUGUGACCAGAGACGUUUCCAAACCUCAAGAAAGAAUUAGGACAUGACCAUGCUCACCAUAUUCCACAAGAGAAAUCUUACCCUGGGCUGUUCUAUGAUCAAACUGUCUUCCAUGUAGACACAAUACGUAAUACGUAUCCCUUCUACUUCCCCCAAGGUAAGGGAAGUAGAAUUUUGACUUUGGCUCCAACUUGCUGCAGUAGCCUCUUUUCUUCCCUGGCCUUGUCACUUCUCAGUGCAUUUCUCAUGGGAUAAACAGGGAGACCCCUCUGCUCAGUGUCCUCUUAAAUGUGAAACAGCAUGGAUUUAUCAGGUAGCAGUGGCUGAUGUUUGCCCCUGGCUAAACCAAGUGUUUAACUGACUUCUUUAGUUAUAAAUACCAUCUAUGGAAAUCCUUGUUUACUAAAGUAUAUUAUGCUUUUGUUAAUACAUUAGAUUAAAUCUAAUUUGGUAUUCUAUUAUAAAUGUUAAUUUAUUUUUUUUAAAAAGCAAUGAAUUAUUUUUAGUGAUUUUGCUUUUCAUUUUACUUCCAAAUUUUUUUUCUGAACUGCAUACAGGUAUGAUUAUAAAAGUGAACCUCCAAUGAAAGAGAACUAUGCAGGAUGCCCACUAGCAGGAAGAAGGAUCCGAUGAGCUUUGUUUGCUUAGAAAGCCACACCUCCUCCUGGGGCUCAAAGUGCCCUCAGGGAUAUGAGCCUGGGUAGAAGGAGAAGCUUCCAGAGCACCUCUGCUGUCUGCCUCUUUCCUUUUCCAUCCCCUCCCCCUACCAAAUAUGUCUUCAGACUUUUAUCCCUCAGCUGCUUCUAGUUGUUAUUGAGUUUUGCCCUGCUUUGUUUUUGUUGCUGUUGUUGUUGUUUUGGUCGCAGCUUGCAGGAUCUUAGUUCCCUGACUAGGGAUUGAACCGUGGGCCACUGCAGUGAAAGCGCAGAGUCCUAACCCCUGGACUGCCAGGGAACUCCUUGCUGUGCUUCAUUACCUCCCUUUUUCUCUCUUAUCUUUUUAAUAUGUUAUACUUUUUAGGAAAUUUCUUUUCACUCCUAUCAUCUGAAUACUUCUACGUAUUUCACCCUAUGCAUGUGGAUUUUAAUUUUAUCCUAAUCUAUGUGUCUUUCACUUUGUGCGUUAAUUUGUCAGUUUUCAACCUUUUUUAAAUUUUUUUUUUUUUUUUUUUUUUUUUUUUUGCGGUACGCGGGCCUCUCACUGUUGUGGCCUCUCCUGUUGCGGAGCACAGGCUCCAGAUGCGCAGGCUCAGCGGCCAUGGCUCACGGGCCCAGCCGCUCCGCGGCAUGUGGGAUCUUCCCGGACCGGGGCAUGAACCCAUGUCCCCUGCAUCGGCAGGCAGACUAUCAACCACUGCGCCACCAGGGAAGCCCUAAAUAUUUAUUUUGAUAUGUGAAAAUGUUUUAACUUUCUAGUCUUAUUUUUAUCUUUAGAAGACAUUCUUUAAAAUUUUUUUAGUGUUUGUUUCUUUGAAAUGUAAGGGUUUUGGGGUUUUUUCUUCUUCUUUUUGUUGCCUUCUUUUCUUAUCUUAAACUUUAAUUUAUACUUUUUUUCUAACAGUACAGUGUGGGAGUUGAGGUAUCCCUUUCCUCCCAUCCCCUGCUCGCUCUUUUCUGGGUCUCCCCUCUGGAUUGGAGUAACUCAGUUGACAUAAGGAUCCUAAGCCCCACCUGGUAAGUUUGUUUUCAUGGGAAAUUAUCAUAUCUUUAGAACUCCAGGUUUUAAAAUCUCCAUUCAGUAAACAUAGCUAUUAUAUUUGGGGCAGAAGCUUCAUAAGCAUGCCAUGAACCAGAAGGGACUGAUGGGAAAAGUCACAUGAGGGCAAGGGCUCUCUACAUAAAGUCUUGCCUUAGUGAGAAGCUGGUGAUAACUUCCUGAGAAGCAUCCCUGGGGAUUUUGACAGCAAAGUUCCUGGAACCAUUUUACUGUAGCCUUUUCCAGCCUACCUCCACAAGAUAGUCCAUUUCCUUCUGGAAAGGACCAGGGAGGGUCCCCUGGCUUGGCCAGGCCACAGCUCUUCCAGCAUUCUGAGCCAAAGAAAAGUUGGCUAAAGACUUAGAGUCUGUUGUACCCUACUGGGUCCUCCUGUUAGGACCUGCAGUGGGCACUUGGGACUGCACAGAUUGGAACUUCAUAGAUGGGUUAAUUUCACUCUCCUAUCAUUGUCUUUGCCUGUCAUGAAAGACAGGGGACACAAGACAAACCUGAAACUUUAUUUCCUUGAUCUUUUGGCCAUCAUCUUAAAACACAAGUUCUUUCACCCUUUCAGGGUUGAUCCACAAUUAUUUAGUGUCGUGGUCUCCCUUAAGAACCUAGCUUUUAUUGUUCAUACUCCUGAUGUGACAUCUCCCCACGCCCACCUAUCUAUUGGAGCCUUUUAGCUCCCUACCGUGUGAGAUGGGAUGAAGUUACCUUUAUCUUCUCAGAGGGAAUAUACCUCACUACUGAAUAAUGAAAUGCAUCCUCCACUUAGGAAGUGCUGCCACCCAUACUCCUUUUCCGAUUUAGAUUGGACUGACAGUCCAGUCUCCCUCCCAGUUGGUGGCUCUUUAAGCUAUUUUGCCAACAAACAACAAAAAACCCCACUCCAGUGAAAAGAAGCAACUCCAUGAGCUUAAGCAGAAUUUACAGCUAUGAACCUAUAAGGUAAGGCAGUAAGACACUCAAAUCUCAGUUACCAACAUGGCUCGCUGCUCCUAACUACAAACCAAAUUCAGUAUCCUAGCCUUCGCAACUCUUAUUGUAGACUAAUGGUUAUCGCUGAACUACAUUAACUCAGUACAUACCCUUGCAUGGCCAGUGGGGAUGAACAGUUCCCUGAUGUGAUUUCCAGUCAGGUAAAAUAUUGACAUGUCCUAGACUUUUUUAAAAAGGCUUUUCCCUUUAAAGGUUUGGUUAAGCUAGAAAGACAAAACUUUUUCAAGUGUAAAACUGUAGUUUUGAGUUUUGUCAAACACAAUCACAUAAUCACCAGCACACUCAAGUAAUGAGUUCCAUUGCUCCUCGAAAUUCCCUUGUGCCCCUUUGUAGCCAACUCCCAUCCCCACCUCAGGAAGCCACUGAUGUGUCUGCUAUCCAUGUAGCUCUUUUCCAGAAUGCUAUGCAAAUGGAGGCUUUUGAAGCUGGCUUUUCACUUAGCAUGAUGCUUCUGAGGAUCCAUCCAUGUUGUUUUAUCAAUAAAUACUUCAGUGUUUUUAUUCCUGAGUAGUAUUCCAUUUUAUUCAUGUACCCUUCCAUUCAUUCACCAGUUGGAAGGAUAUUUGAAUUUUCAGUUUUUGGUGAUUAUGAAUAAAGCUGCUAUAUUCAUACACAGGUUUCUGUAAGAACAGGUUUCCAUCUCACUUGGAUAAAUACCUAGGAAUGGGAUUACUGUGCCAUAGGAUAUUUAACUUUAUAAAAAACUGUCAAACUUUUUCCAAACUGACCUUACAAUUUUGUAAUUUCUCCAGCAAUUUGAGAGCUCCAGUUGUCAUUUUGCUUUUUACAUUUUCCUAAUGAUCUAUGACAGUAAGCAUGUUUUCAUGUUAUUAUUAGACUCCAUUUAUCUUCUUUGGUGGAGUGUCUUGUUCUAAACCUUUUGCCCAUUUGAAAACUGGAUGGUUUUAUUGAGCUUAGAGAGCUCUGGAUGCAAAUCCCUUAUCAGAUGUUUUCUUUCAAGCCUGUACCUUGUAAGGAUUUGGCAUCACUUUUGGUUAAGAUAGAGACAGAACACUUGCAUAAUGCAGAAGGUAGAUCUUACUAUCAUGAUUUGAGAGUAGCCUUAAUGGAUAGCUGGCCCUGUUAAUUAUUGAUUGGAUGACCACCAUUACAUUUGAUAGAUGCCUUCAAACUUGGCAAUUCUUAUUCUUAACUUGCAGGACAGUUCAGUUCAUCUCUUAAGAAGUUUCAGUCUCUCGCUCACUGAAGUUUGGUAUUCUGUGUGCCUUUCUCCAGGCUAAAAUUGUAUUAGUCCUGUUGUUCUCUCUGAGCAAAUAUCUUGUAUUUCCACAAGAUGUCAACUCUGUAUAUACUCAGCUUAAUAACCAAGCUUUUGCUUCUCACCCUUAUUCAAACCCCCAAUAGAGAAUUGAGCUCCUAACAGUGAAGCCUAAGUACUUUAUUGGCCAUUGUGCUAGUAACGGUAAGUUAAAGAACCCAUGAUAUGCACUUGAAUACAUCCCUCUCUUUAUGUACUCUACUUAUUGCUCAAUGUAUCAUUAUCAUUUUUAAGACUCUUAAGAAACUUCUGGUCUUAUUAAGAAAACUGAUGCUUCACAGUAAUUGCUUUUUAACCUUCAGAUAAUUGAUUUAAUAGAUCUCCUGUUAACAGGACCAAAUUUGUGGCUUGGCCUUACUAUUUGAGAUUGAUAUAUUUGAUUCAUAUGUUGGCAUUUUCUCCUCUUUUUUCACUCAGUUUACCCUGUAUCUUAAGUCUCAAUGAGAGACUCUUCAAAUCCUUUUUUGAAACAAAGU